GACACCCGUCCCAUCAUCUUGCACCACAAAAGAGAACCUUGGAUCAUAACCAUACCGGAUUCCUCGAAGAUAUUGAGCCUACUAUGCCAGAUAUGAUCAGAUGUUACAUUAGAUGCCCUGACUUUAGGCGGUCAGGAUUCCUCAACCAACGAGAAUCCAUGCUCAGUCAGCAGCGGAAGCGGGGAUGCCGCUCCCGCGGCAUCUAGAAAUGCCUUUCCUCCGUUUCCUUUUGGAAUUCCACACAUUUUUCUAUUGCUUUGAUAUACGGAAAGGCACAAAAGCUUAAUUCGUGCAGUAGAAGAUACCAAAGAUCAGUCAUGAGUGCUCACCAUGUGGGGAAUGAAGUCUCUGAUUCGACGAAUUCGAGUUCCCUCCGAAAAGAAGGACUUCGUGCCUGUGGAACCUGUGUCAAGGCCAAAGUCAAAUGUGUUCCCAAUGCUGAGAGGGGAAGGUGUCAACGUUGCCAUAGGCUGGACAAACCAUGCCACCCAUCGACAUCUUCAUCUCGGAAACGCCCUCAAUCUGCUCAAGUCGCCCAAUUAGAGAAGAAGCUUGACAGCCUCGUAAACCUCCUAACCACCCCAAAGGAUAAUGUCGUACCGGUAUUCAGCUCGUCGGACUUUCCUAUGGUAGGCCAACAGAGACACGAUACGUCACAAGACACCGAUGAGGAGCUCGCUCUUGGUCCUGGACAAUCCUCUCAGCCUGUGUUCCAAGCUUGCGCAAGUAAUACUUCGCAUCCGAGUGACGACUGGGACUCGGAGAUUGAUCCAUUCGAUUUUGGGCUAGAGCGUCAAGAAUGCGCUUUUCUUCUACUCGAAUUCCGAACUCAGAUGUCUCCACAGUUCCCCUUUGUCGUAAUUUCACCAGAUGCAACCUCUGAGUCCCUUCUCCGAGAGAAGCCGAUGUUGUGGAAAGCUGUCAUGACAGCCGCUUCGUACCACAAGCCCAUUCGACAAGAGGCAAUGGGUUGGAAGCUCAUGGAAGACUUCAGCACAAGGUUGCUUAUGAAGGCAGAAAAGUCUUUAGAUCUUUUACAAGCUCUCCUUGUUCAUCUCGCUUGGUACCAUUACCACUCCGCUGCCAAUCCUCAAGCCACGAACUUACUUUUCCUCGCUAAAUCUUUACUCAUCAAUCUUGGUUACCACAGAUCACGCACUUCGAGGGAUCGGCCAAAGCUCAAUCUGAACCUAGACGGGUCCGAGGGCUUGUCAAUUGAUGAACCAAAUGACAAGACAUCUACCCUAUCGAGGAGUUUGGAAGAAUGGAGAGCUCUUGCUGGCUGUUUCUUUCUUUCGGCUAUGACAACUUCAAGUUGCAGACGCAUGGACCCUCUCCUUUAUACUCCUCACCUCGAAGCUGUAUGUAAAACGCUCACGGAAAUGUGCGAAUAUGAGAGCGACCGGAUGAUCAUGCCUUUGAUCUCCAUACAGAACGUCGUCCUGAAAAUGAGCAGCAGCUUGCAAGAGCUUGAUGUUUCCAAGUCUCUAAGCGCAAUACCAAUCAGGAUGUAUAUGACGGCUUUACAGAAUGAACUUAACACGAUCAAAAGUACUAUGCCAACCAGUCAGGUAGGCAGCGCGACACUCCUGUCUUGCUUUCAAGUAGCCGAGAUAAGCCUCUAUGAGGUCGGUUUAUAUCGGGCAUUUUGGCAAGAGAGCGACAAGGACCAUCGUUUGAAAACGCUUUUUGCUUGUCUUAUUGCGAUCAGAACCUAUUUCGACACCCAUUUCUCACCAGGUGUCAGAGUCCCCGCAAGCUUUCCAUACUUUAUGUGGAUCCAUAAUGGCUAUGCACUUUUAAUGGGAGCAAAGCUUUGUUUUAGUAAAGCAGGUGGAUGGGAUUUGAGCUAUGCUCGCUCUGUGGUGGAUUAUAACACCGUUGUCAAUCAUAUCACGCAGAAGCUUGAAGCAAUUCUUCGUCUACGCACUCCACAUGGAAAAUCGGAAAUCUUCACACGAUAUAUCAAACAGCUCCAAUGCAAGCAAAUGAGGAGGUUGGUAUCUUCUACGGCAUCUUUCGAACAACAGCGACCUGCAAAUAUUUCGCCAGCCCCAUUGAAUGACACUCCCGCGGCUGGGUAUUCACUCGAAAAUCACUUUGCAUCAGACAUCGCGCAAUCCUUUCAUGAUCCGAUGUUCAUGGACGACAAUUUCUGGCAAGGACUAUUAGAUGAAGAUAACGACUGGAUGAUGCUUGGCUAAUGAACGCUGUCUCAAAUCGCCCGACCAUCCAGCUUGAAAUGGAGUUAUCGAAAGGAAUGUACGAACCCGGUGCUGAAAACCCUCGACAUAUUCUUCAGAUCACGCUUCAAGCUUACUGUAUCCCCUUGUUGGAGCCGACAUUUCUGGAUCCCACUUUGUCGCUAUCAUCACCUUUCUACGACAUCAUGCAGAAUCUCUUGUCGUAUUCGGAUUCUUCGGUGCCGUUUUGUGAUCAUACAAUUAAUUGCAAAAUGCAAAAUGGGUUCGUUUCCCCACAAUCGCUCGAGCUCCCCGCAUUGCCUAGUCUCACAUCAAGCACCAUUGCCGGUGAUCAACUAUCCCAUAGCAGAUUCUCGGCACAUAGCCGCACGCGUACCAAUCAUCUAU
Mollisia scopiformis is the source of this 2591-nucleotide messenger RNA. RefSeq lists its product as uncharacterized. The transcript is spliced from 7 exons. The record is from RefSeq and is a predicted model, not a curated record. Bases 318 to 2204 code for a protein of 628 amino acids. Gene Ontology annotation, cellular component: nucleus. NCBI's taxonomy places the organism in Eukaryota, Fungi, Ascomycota, Leotiomycetes, Helotiales, Mollisiaceae. Gene Ontology annotation, molecular function: DNA-binding transcription factor activity, RNA polymerase II-specific; zinc ion binding; transcription cis-regulatory region binding. Gene Ontology annotation, biological process: regulation of DNA-templated transcription.